Messenger RNA from Ixodes scapularis (black-legged tick), 1527 nucleotides. It is a transcript of the gene VGAT, whose product is annotated as vesicular inhibitory amino acid transporter. Gene Ontology annotation, biological process: amino acid transmembrane transport. The transcript has 3 exons. Gene Ontology annotation, molecular function: amino acid transmembrane transporter activity. Lineage: Eukaryota; Metazoa; Arthropoda; Arachnida; Ixodida; Ixodidae. Bases 1 to 1527 code for a protein of 508 amino acids. Gene Ontology annotation, cellular component: vacuolar membrane. The record is from RefSeq and is a predicted model, not a curated record.
AUGGCCGACCAGUUGCUCUACAGGCUGACGGGCUUCAUUCAGAAGGCAAAGUCGUACAUGCCCGGAGCAUGCGGGGAUGAAGAUCCUGGUGAACAGACGCAUUUCGCAAAGCACGGUCACUCGAGGGCGGACACGGAACUUUCCAACUUUCAGCCCCUGGACGAGACCGGCGAAAGCGGCUUCGCCGAGACAGAGCUGACUGAGGGCACCGGGAUGAACGGACUGGGACCCCGGAGGAGCGUGGACUGUGUCGACGAGUUCGGCGGCAAAGAAGGGGAGAAGAUCUCGGAGUGGCAAGCAGGCUGGAACGUCACAAACGCCAUACAGGGGAUGUUCAUCGUGAGCCUGCCUUUCUCGGUCCUGCACGGCGGAUACUGGGGCGUCGUGGCGCUCGUCUUCGUAGCCUAUAUGUGCUGUCACACGGGCAAAAUCCUGGUGGCCUGCCUCUACGAACCCAACGAACGCGGAGAACUGGUGCGGGUCAGGGACAGCUACGUGGCCGUGGCACAGACUGUCCUCGGUCCCAGGUGGGGCGGCAAGGCCGUCAACAUCGCCCAGAUCAUCGAGCUCCUCAUGACCUGCAUUCUGUACGUCGUCCUCUGCGGCGACCUCAUGAUUGGCUCUUUUCCGGAGGGCGCCGUAGACCAGAGAUCUUGGAUCAUGCUGACCACUAUGGUCCUCCUACCGUGCGCCUUCCUCAGAAACCUAAAGUCCGUCUCCUUACUCAGCUUCUGGUGCACUGUCACCCAUCUCUGCAUAAACGCCAUCAUACUGGGUUACUGCCUGACGCGGGCGCCCGAAUGGGCCUGGGCUAAGGUACAGUUCCGCAUAAACAUCAACAAAUUCCCAGUAACCAUGGGAAUCGUUGUCUUUAGCUACACUUCGCAGAUUUUUCUGCCCACGCUCGAAGGCAAUCUGAGGGACAAGUCCAAGUUCCACUGCAUGCUCAACUGGAGCCACAUUGCCGCAGCGGUCUUCAAGGCACUUUUUGCCUACGUGUGCUUCUUGACGUGGGCCGAAGAGACCCAGGAAGUGAUCACCAACAAUCUGCCCACCAAGGGCUUCAAAGUGGUCGUAAAUUUGAUCCUCGUAGCUAAGGCGUUGUUCUCCUACCCACUCCCUUACUUCGCCGCCUCCGCCCUCAUUGAACACGCCUACUUCAGGGAACGACCUAAGACAUUGUUUCCGUCAUGCUACGCCAUCGACGGCGAGCUACGCAUUUGGGGCGUCGCGCUCCGCGUGGGAUUAGUUGUGUUCACGAUGCUGAUGGCGAUAUCCAUUCCCUACUUCGCCCUGCUCAUGGGCCUGAUUGGUAGUUUUACGGGCACCAUGUUGUCUUUCAUUUGGCCGUGCUACUUCCACAUGAAGCUCAAGUGGGAUACGAUGGAAUGGUACUCGAUCAGCUGGGAGGUGUUCAUCAUGUGCUUCGGUGGCUUUUCGGGUCUGGUGGGGAUCUACACGUCCUUCGCUGGCCUCGUGGAAGCCUACCAUCUUCCGCUGCCUCACGUACCGGUGAUUGAGUCCUAG